Molecule: messenger RNA, 1322 nt
Organism: Rubroshorea leprosula
Lineage: Eukaryota; Viridiplantae; Streptophyta; Magnoliopsida; Malvales; Dipterocarpaceae
Source: the annotation of a GenBank genome assembly
AUUCUAAGAGAGUUUUGAGUUCUGUUGUAUCUUGAAGAAUUUUAAAUCCCCAAAGAAAGUGAGAUUACACCUCAGAACAAUUCUUUUAUUCUUUUGUUAUUUAAUAUUUCUUAACAAUCUUAAGGAUUUAAAAUACGUUAUGGCUCUUCCUAUGAAUGCCAACAUCAAGUUGCUAAAUCCAGAUGCAAUUAGAUUGGAUAGGUUCAAUGGCACCAACUACAUGCGUUGGAAGGAUAAGAUGACUUUUCUACUAACAACACUGAAGGUGUCAUACGUUCUUGAUCCAAAACUGCAACUUAUCCAAGCACCAAAGGAAAACGAUUCUGAAGCAGUGAAGAAUGCAAGACUGAAGCGUGAAGAAGAUGAACUCAUAUGUCGUGGACAUAUUUUGAAUUCUCUCACUGAUAGACUUUAUGAUAUGUAUCGCAACAUGUCUUCUCCUCAAGAAAUUUGGAUUGCUCUGGAAAAAAAAUGCAAGCAUGAAAAGAAAGGUACGAACAAGUUUAUUACACUUAAAUAUUUUGAGUAUGAAAUGAAAGAUGACAUUUCCAUCAUGGAUCAAGUGCAUGAAUUACAAAUUUUGGUAUCAAGAAUGUCAAAGUCGGAGAUAAAGAUUCCAGAUUCACUUCAAAUUGAGGCAGAAAAUUGUUCAAGAGAUGCAAUAUUGGCACCCUUGAAAGUUAAUUAUGUGAGUCAAAAUUCUGCCAAGCCUUUCCAGAAUAAACUCAAGCCUUUUAAGAAAAACAUUGCUUUCAAGAAAGCUUCUUUCAAGAAAGCUUCCUUCAAGAAAAGUCAGCCUUGUUACCAUUGUGGUAAGAAAGGUCACUUCAUUAAAGAUUGCAAAUUCAGGAAUAAUGCAAGCAACUUUGGUUUUGGCACCAGUGCAGAAACAAGCAACAAGGCAAAUUUGAUUGAGCAUGAAUUGGUUACUAUGGUUUAUGAUAUGAAAGUCGGGAUGUUGACUGAAUUGAACAUGGCAAAUCCAACCAAGUCUAUGGAUUGGUGGCUAGAUUCUGGUGCAACAGCUCAUGUGUGCAAUAACAAAGCACAAUUCAAGUUUUAUGAAGAUUUGAAGGAACCAGAGGAAGUACUUAUGGGAAAUAAUGUCACUGCAAAAGUUAUAGGCAAAGGCACAAUGGAAUUAAGCAUUAAGGAAAUUAACACAGUGUACAAGAGAAACACCAAAGACAGUUACUGGAAACUAGGAAAGUUCACCUGAAAUCUGCCGUCGAAAUGUCAUGGGGUUUUAAAAGGGUUUUUGAGGAUAAGACUGAGGAAAAGUAAUGUUCUUGUAUAUAUUAUUAUAAAGAAUUCAAGUACAU